Equus caballus (horse) is the source of this 4228-nucleotide messenger RNA. It is a transcript of the gene ANGEL2, whose product is annotated as angel homolog 2. Gene Ontology annotation, molecular function: mRNA 3'-UTR binding; 3'-5'-RNA exonuclease activity. The record is from RefSeq and is a predicted model, not a curated record. Lineage: Eukaryota; Metazoa; Chordata; Mammalia; Perissodactyla; Equidae. Gene Ontology annotation, biological process: 3'-UTR-mediated mRNA stabilization.
AGGGAUGGGGAGCCUCCGCCACUCUCAGCCGCCAAAUCGGCUGUAGAGGUGGAGGCCGAGCGCGCGGCCUGAGAGCUGCCGCCCGCAGAGGGGAAGAUGGAAGCGUGGCGCUGUGUGAGGAGGGGCUACGGCCGCUGUGUGGUGGGGAGAGGCCGAUACCCCAUGUUACCCCAUCACCAGAAGAGUCUGGGCAGAGACUGGACUACACCGUGGGAGAAUCUGCAAAGGUGUUGCUGGAACAGACAUAUUUCUAGUUGUAUGAGGUGGCCUGGACAUUACUCUCGUGCUCCUUACCCGUACUUCAGUAGUAGGCAUUUUUCACUAAAUUGGAGACCGCCUUGUCUGUUUGAGUCUAGAAGUCAGUUUCAGUACUGGAACUGGAGACCUGAGAACCUGAGCCAGACAUCUUUGAUUCAUCUCUCUAGUUACAUCAUGAACUCUGAGGGAGAUGAGCCUUCAUCAAAACGAAGAAAACACCAAGGCACGAUAAAACGGCAUUGGGAAUAUAUAUGUAACCAUAAUAAAGAAAAAAUGAAGAUCUUGGGAGACAAAAAUGUUGACUCCAAAUGUGAAGACAGUGAGAACAAGUUUGACUUUUCAGUGAUGUCCUAUAAUAUACUUUCACAAGAUUUAUUGGAAGACAAUUCACACCUCUAUAGACACUGCCGGCGGCCGGUAUUACACUGGAGUUUUAGGUUUCCCAAUAUUCUGAAAGAAAUUAAACACUUUGAUGCAGAUGUACUUUGUUUGCAAGAAGUUCAAGAAGAUCAUUAUGGAACAGAGAUCAGGCCAAGUUUGGAAUCAUUGGGUUAUCACUGUGAAUACAAGAUGCGGACUGGAAGGAAACCCGAUGGCUGUGCCAUUUGCUUCAAACAUUCCAAAUUUUCACUGUUAUCAGUGAACCCAGUGGAGUUCUUCCGCCCUGAUGUUCCGCUGUUGGACAGAGACAAUGUUGGAUUAGUAUUGCUCUUGCAGCCCAGAAUUCCAAGCACUGCCUCUCCUGCACUCUGCGUAGCAAACACACAUCUAUUGUAUAAUCCAAGGCGAGGUGAUAUUAAGCUGACCCAGUUGGCAAUGCUUCUGGCAGAGAUUUCCAGUGUUGCCCAUCAGAAAGAUGGCAGUUUCUGCCCUAUUGUUAUGUGUGGUGACUUUAAUUCUGUUCCUGGUUCUCCACUCUAUAGUUUUAUAAAGGAAGGAAAAUUGAAUUAUGAAGGACUUGCCAUAGGAAAGGUAUCUGGCCAGGAACAGUCUUCACGGGGACAAAGAAUUUUAUCUAUUCCAAUUUGGCCCCCAAACCUAGGUAUCUCACAGAACUGUGUGUAUGAGGUACAGCAGGUACCAAAAGUAGAAAAGACAGACGGUGAUCCAACACAGACACAGCUGGACAAAACAGAGGUCCUAGUGACACCUGAAAAAUUAUCUUCACAUUUACAGCACCAUUUCAGCUUAUCUUCGGUUUAUUCACAUUAUUUUCCUGACACUGGGAUUCCAGAAGUGACCACCUGUCAUUCUCGAAGCGCCAUAACUGUGGAUUAUAUUUUCUAUUCUGCUGAGAAGGAAGAUGUUGCUGAGAAGCCAGGAGCUGAAGUUGCUUUGGUUGGUGGCUUGAAACUUCUAGCUAGACUGUCACUUCUUACAGAACAAGACUUAUGGACCGUGAAUGGACUUCCAAAUGAAAAUAACUCUUCAGAUCAUCUGCCCUUAUUGGCUAAGUUCAGACUUGAGCUCUGACUCUUCUUUCAUUACAUAUAUACUUUUCUUUCCAAUUUAUAUUCUUUUUCAAAGAAUGCAAGGUUCUUAAGAGUUUGCAUGUUGUUUAUUUUUGCGCUGUGGAGUUUCUGAAGAAGUUAUGUUAAAUGCUUGAAGUAGAUAUGGGAAGAAACAAGUUUACAACCAUUUUCUUUUUUAAUAAUGAAAAAAUAUUUUCCUGACAAGUGAGAUCUAAAUGCUCUUUAUUGUAAAAGAGUUGUAAAUAUUUUUUAUUCUAAAUCCCAGUAAAAUUGACAGUGACUUGUAAAUAUAGUGCAUCUUCUUUAGUUCUUUUAGUAAAGAAUUUCUGUUCAUGUUUUUGGCAAGCUUUACAGUGAAUCCAAAGUACCUUUGAGUUCUUGCAAACUACAACUUGUUUCCCUCCAGAAGGUCUGAUUUCACUGGGAGAACCAUAUGCUUGUUGCGUCCUAGUUAAUGCAUCUCAGAAAUCAUUGAGUCAUUCACAACCAGCCAUUUUGGUUUGUUUUUGAGGGGGCUUGAUAAUGCUUUUUAAAAUUGUACAAAUUGCUUAAUCCACCUUGUUACUAUCCUGAGCCAUGUAAAAUGCCUGCAUUUUUUUGGGAAACAGGUCACCAUAACUAGUAGGAUGAGGCGCUCUACACAAGCCCGCUCUCUCCAUCCCGCAACGACAGACCCUCACAGGAUGCCUGAGAGGGAGACACUGGGCUGUGCCUCUGUUUCCCGAGCGGUUUUUCCUUUUUUCUAUUCCAUUUCAAGAAAAGGCCCCUGGUUUGGGAGAGAGAGUUGCUUUUACUGAACCAAUUCUGUAGAAAUUUAUUUUGUUAGAAAACUUGUCUUUGGAACAAAGUGGCAGCUAUAAGAUUAUUUUUGUUUUGCCUCAGAAGUUUGAGGAAGCCAGCAAAACUCUAGUGGGGAGAUACCAACUUGGAGACCUAACACUCUUAAGUAGUAAUUUUAACUGUUUUAGUAGUUUUAUUUCUAAAAUGUUUUAUUUUGUAAUGAUGCAGCCAUGUGAGAUGGGGCUGACAUUUUUUUAUGAAGUGGUUAAGAGCAGGUCUAAUAAAUCCUGCAGUUGGCUCUGUAUGAAUGUUUGAAUCAAAAUUUUUAAAACAUGAAGAGUGAAAAUUUCCUCUUUUUUAGACUUUGGGAGCAAAGAAUUGCGUGCAUUUUUACUAAGUAGUAAUUUUAUAUUGAAUCGUACUGAAUUAUAAAAGUUUUUACAAUGUGUUUUCUUAAUAGAAUGCUUCAUCUUAAAUUAGAAAGCAGUCGUUACUUUAUAGUCUUGGACUUUAAAAGUUUUUGUACUAAAGCAUUUACUACUUUUAUUUUUUAAAAAAUAAACCAGGUGAAUACCCCAAAAACAGCAUGUGGGUUAUAAGGAUUUGCCUAGUAAAAACUGUAGUAAGUACAUUUAAAUGUUUAAGUUCUCAUUUUUUGGGUUUUAACUCACAGUAUUAACUGUUAAUACAGUUAGCAGAUAUAGUCAUCAUCAAAUAAUAAUGACAGGAUAAUUAUACCCUUUUAGUUUGGGGGAAAAAAAUGAAAAUCCGUUGAUUAAUUACUGCUUUGUGUUGUGUGAAUUUAUUAACAAAUAACACUAUAUGUAGGUCAUUUUUGACAAACUAACACCCCUGAAAAUCUCUGUGAAAAGCUAAUUUUUUUUUUUUUUUUAUAAACUAAUGAUUUAUUAGGAUGGUUGUGUUUUAAAGAUUUUUUUUAUUUUUUUCCCUUUUUCUCCCCAAAGCCCCCCUGUACAGCGUUGUAUAUUCUUCGUUGUGGGUCCUUCUAGUUCUGGCAUGUGGGACGCUGCCUCAGCAUGGUCUGAUGAGCAGUGCCAUGUCCACGCCCAGGAUUCGAACCAACGAAACACUGGGCCGCCUGCAGCGGAGCGCGCGGACUUAACCACUCGGCCACGUGGCCAGCCCCGAAAAGCUAAUUUUUUAUAUCCUGAUUAAUAUAUUGUGAUUUUAGGCCCUGUUCAUGUGCUUCACUUGACAGAGUUAAUCCAUAAAAUUGCUUUCCACUCUAGCUGAUAGAAUGAAGUAUUAUUUUGCGGACUGGAGGCCAAAGGGUCAAUGGAACCUUCUCACAGGUUUUUAAAGCUCCACUAAAAUUGUCUAUUUGUCUUUACUUUUUUGGUCAGAAGAGUUGGUAACUCUGUUGGAGCCUUCUAUUUUCCUGCCAAAAGCAAUGAAAUCUGGUUAAUUACUAAAACCAGGUCUUCCAGUCUCAAGUGCUAUACUCUCCAAGUUUGAAAUGGAAAGGGAUAUUAUGGAAUAAAUGAAAUUUUGGUUUUACUGUAUCUUUUGAUAUCAAGAUAAUGUGCUUGUUUGAAACCUUGUCCUUUUUUUGGAAUUUAGCAACUGUCUGCUUUUAACCCUUUGUUUUCCUCAAAAGCUAAGUCAGAGAUCUAGAGCGUUCAAGGGGUUGGGGAAACAGACAUCAAGUCCUUUGCACUUUGUACCUGUAAAUUACCUAAUAAAUUAUUGUACUAGUA